AUGGAGCGCAAAGCCAAAAGGCCAUGGGCUGAGCAAGCCUCUGACUUGUAUGACAACCCCCAAAAGCGACAGGCCGUACCUCGAAACAACGAUAGUAUUGGCGCCUCCCAUAUCUCACAGGAGCCUGGCGCUCGGUCAGAGUUUGACGGUGUUGGCAUUCAACACUCUGGAUCCGGCAACUUCAGCGCGCGCGACGUUUACAUUGGAUCAACAUCAAACAGUGAACGCGAGCGCGAAUUUUUGAGGGACCUGCGUGUCAGCGACCCCCGCGACGACAAACAUCGCAUCGAGCGCACGAAGGGCGGCCUGUUGCGAGAGUCAUACCGCUGGAUCCUUGAUCAUAACGACUUCGGCCGAUGGCACUACGACGGACAGAGCCGACUGCUCUGGAUCAAGGGCGAUCCUGGUAAGGGCAAAACAAUGCUACUCUGCGGUAUUAUCAAUGAGUUGGAAAAACAGCCUUCAAACACUUUUCUGUCCUAUUUCUUCUGCCAGGCGACGGACAUGCGCUUGAACAACGCAACAGCCGUAUUACGCGGACUCAUUUACUUACUCCUCGAUCAACGACCGUCCCUAAUCGAACGCUUACGAAAGAAGUAUGACCAUGCGGGUAAACAGCUGUUCGAAGAUGUUAACAGUUGGGAUGCCUUAUCAAAAAUGUUUAUCAUGAUCCUGCAAGACAUAGGUUCACAAGAUACCUACCUGGUUAUCGACGCACUUGACGAAUGCGAGACUGGCCUUAUCCAGCUUCUACACCUAAUCGUCCAAGUAUCCUCUUCAUCUCAAGCGAAAUGGCUAGUUUCUAGCCGCAAUAGACGGGAUAUUGAGCAAAUCGUGCGCCCUGCUGAGUCUCGGGCGAGGCUGAGUCUGGAGCUUAGAGAAAAUGCAGAGCUUGUUUCUCAGGCUGUUAACGCAUACAUCUCUCAGUGUGUUUCAGAUCUAGUUGUACUUCAAGGAAAUCAAUUGCUGCAAGAUCAAGUCCAGCGGUUAAUGCAACUGAAAGCCGACGGAACAUUCUUAUGGGUUGCUCUGGUGGUUCAAGAGCUCCACAACGCAGAGAUUUUGGAAGUCAUGGACAUCAUCAAUGAUAUCCCGAGCAGCCUGGACGAGUUAUACGAACGAAUGAUACGGCAAAUCCAAGAGCAAGGGCGGCAGAGACCCGAACUUUGUCGGAAACUUCUAUCAACAGUUACCGCCACGUAUCGUCCACUUCACUUGAAAGAACUCCAGGCUCUUGUCGAUUUGCCGUCUAACAUUUCUGACACACAUCAAAACAUUGUGGCCAUUGCAGGUUGGAGCGGUUCUUUCCUCACAAUAAGAAACGAUGUUGUUUACAUUAUCCAUCAGUCAGCAAAGGACUUCUUAGCCAAGCAUGGAUUUCUUUUCCCAUCUGGUUUAGCACAGGAGCAUGACACCAUCGCCUUGAGAUCGAUGCAGAUCAUGUCGAAAACACUCAGACGCAACAUUUAUGACAUACCUUCGCCGGGAUUUCCCAUUAACCGAGUCAAGCCCCCCGACCCAGAUCCGCUAGCGUCAGCCCGGUAUUCUUGUGCCUACUGGGUCAACCAUUUUACGGAUGCUUCUACCAAGCAGGACCAGCGCGGCCAAGACCUCAAUGACAGCAAAUUGGUGUACGAAUUUUUGAAAAAGCACUUCCUUCACUGGCUGGAGGCGCUUAGUCUUCUUGGGAACGUAUCUGAGGGUAUUCUCCAAAUGUCCAAGCUGGCAUAUUUGGCUGAGCUACCAAGAAAAGACUCUAAGCUUACUAAUCUGGCUCUGGAUGGGUUACGAUUUAUUCGAGCUAAUAGAGUGGGUUUUGAAAACAGCCCUCUUCAGUUGUAUACUUCAGCGCUUAUGUUCUGCCCUGAAAACAGCAUCAUUAGAAAGCUAUUUUCUUGCGAGGAGCCUGAAUGGGUUAAUCUAAAACCUGCUAUGGAAAAGAAGUGGAAUUCAUGUCUACAGACUCUCGAGGGCCAUGAACACAUCGUCUACUCAGCAGUGUUCUCGGGCAACAGUACCCAGCUAGCAUCAGCAUCGGGUGACGACACGAUCAAGGUCUGGAACACUGCUACAGGCCAUUGCAUUCGGACGCUUAAGGGCCAUGAUGAUAGGGUGUGGUCAGUAGCCUUUUCAGGUGACAGUAUUCGGCUAGCAUCAGCAUCGUGGGACUGCACUGUUAAGAUCUGGGACGUUAUCACAGGCCAGUGUAUCCAGACACUUGAGGGCCAUAUCGACAGGGUCCACUCCGUAGCCUUCUCGGGCGACAGUACCCAGUUAGUAUCAGCAUCCAAAGACAAAACUGUCAGGAUUUGGGACAGCACUACAGGCCAUUGUAUUCGGACUCUUGAGGGCCAUGAUGAUAAUAUCUGGUCAGUAGCCUUUUCGGGUAACAAUAUGCAGCUAGCGUCAGGGUCAGCAGACAAAACUGUUAAGCUCUGGGAUAGUGCGACAGGCCAGUGUCUUUGGACACUUGAGCAUAAAGCCGGUGUCAACUCAGUAGCCUUUUCAGGCAACAGCAAGCAGGUUGCAUCGGCGUCAGUAGACAAUACUGUUAAGGUAUGGAGCAGCGCUACGGGCCAGUGUCUCUGGACACUUGAGCAUAAAAGCAUUGUCAACUCAGUAGCCUUUUCAGGCAACAGCAUGCAGCUAGCAUCAGCAUCACAAGAUUUAACCGUUAAUGUCUGGGACUGCGCUACAGGCCAGUGUCUCCAGACGUUUAGGGGUCAUACGUCGUCCAUCUGCUCAGUAGCCUUCUCAAGUGAUGGAACUCAGCUCGCAUCAACAUCAGAGGACAGGACCGUUAAGAUCUGGGAUAUUGAUAUGAAUCAGCAUCUACAUAUACUAAAUGGCCAUAAUGGUGCUGUUUCUUCAAUCGCCUCCUCAUGCAGCAGCACCCAGGUAGCAUCAGCAUCGUGGGACUGCACUGUUAAGAUCUGGGACGUCAUCACAGGCCAGUGCAUUCAGACACUUGAGGGCCAUAACGACGCGGUCGUGUCAGUAGCCUUCUCAGAAGAUAGCAAACAACUAGUAUCGACAUCAAGUGACGACACUAUUAAGAUUUGGGACAGCACUACAGGCCAGUGUCUCCGAACGCUUGAGGGCCAUGAUGGUUAUAUCUGCUCAGCUGCCUUCUCAAAAGACAGUAAAUACCUGGCAUCAGCAUCGUGGGACAAAACUAUCAAGGUCUGGGACAACAUAACAGGCCAGUGUCUCCGAACGCUUGAGGGUCAUGAUGAUAGUAUUUACUCAGUUGCCUUCUCAAAGGAUAGUAAAUACCUAGCAUCAGCAUCGUGGGACAAAACUAUCAAGGUCUGGGACAACAUUACAGGCCAGUGUCUCCGAACACUUGAGGGCCAUGAUGAUUCUGUUUGGUCAGUUGCCUUCACAAGAGACAGCAAACAACUGGUCUCCUCGUCGUUGGAUGGAACCGUCAAGAUCUGGGACGGCACCACCGGUCAAUGCCAUCGAACGCUCAAAAUAGGUCGAGUGCUCAAUUACAUUGCCUUUUCAGAAACCGGACUAGAGCUCUAUACGGAUAUAGGCACUAUUGAUCUAAGGCAUACAUCUGCCACCGGUAGAUCAUCACUACUUCCCACCGGGGGAUUGGAACUGCCUCGCUUUUACGGCUAUGGUAUUAGCGCUGACAAGGUGUGGAUUGUAAGGGAUUCUGUAAAAUUGCUAUGGUUGCCGCCUGAGUACCGAACAAGACACUCGGCCGUGGUAGGGUCUACGGUGAUCCUCGGUUGCGGCGCAGGCCAGGUUUUAUUUUUACAAUUUCCGGAGGGCGACAUAUCUUUGUAG
This is a messenger RNA of Colletotrichum spaethianum, 3801 nucleotides long. RefSeq names its product vegetative incompatibility protein HET-E-1. Bases 1 to 3801 code for a protein of 1266 amino acids. Gene Ontology annotation, cellular component: transcription repressor complex; nucleus. The record is from RefSeq and is a predicted model, not a curated record. The transcript is spliced from 3 exons. Gene Ontology annotation, molecular function: protein binding. Gene Ontology annotation, biological process: negative regulation of transcription by RNA polymerase II. NCBI's taxonomy places the organism in Eukaryota, Fungi, Ascomycota, Sordariomycetes, Glomerellales, Glomerellaceae.